Messenger RNA from Lachancea lanzarotensis, 2232 nucleotides. It is a transcript of the gene UBP10, whose product is annotated as LALA0S12e03576g1_1. Bases 1 to 2232 code for a protein of 743 amino acids. Gene Ontology annotation, molecular function: cysteine-type deubiquitinase activity. The record is from RefSeq and is a predicted model, not a curated record. NCBI's taxonomy places the organism in Eukaryota, Fungi, Ascomycota, Saccharomycetes, Saccharomycetales, Saccharomycetaceae. Gene Ontology annotation, biological process: protein deubiquitination. The transcript has a single exon.
AUGGAAAAGCGGGAUAUAGCUCAACCAGUGGUGGAUAGAAUCCUAGCAAACCCAUUACAAUUUCAAACGGCUUCAAAACCUGAUUUCGAAGACGUUAAUAGUGGGUCUUCGUACAUAGUGAUCGGGCACACAGCAUAUCCAUCGUCAUCAUCAGAUCGAGCGAUGAGAUCAGGUAACCAGAAAGAUGCAGAAGCAAGGGUUGUUGGUCAGAAUCAAGAACGGUAUUCGUCGGCCAAGGCCGAACCUUGGAAACCCAUGCCUCGCAGUUUUUCAGAGGCUCUUGAAAUGUACACUGCGAAAAAACCAAAAAAAGACGUUGCUAAUGGGAGAGAUGAAGAGCUGAGCGACCAAGGGUAUGUGAGCUCGAGUUCAAAUGAGGAUUUUUCCAAUGGCAAAGGUGGCAGACAAGAAACAGAGUCGUCAGGCAACUCUUCUGGAAAUGAUGAGUUCCAUGAAGCUCAAGAAUACGCCGAAAGUCCGGAAAUAGAGAAAGGAGAGGAAAGUAGAGACGUUGGUGAGGACGUUGGAGAGGACAUUGGAGAGGAUCUUGGUGAAGAUGUUGGAGAGGAUGUUGAUGAGGAUGUUGAUGAAGAUGUUGGAGAAGAUGUUGAAGACGAUGUUGAUGAGGACGUUAAUGAGGACGUUAAUGAAGAUGUUGGGUUGGAAGUAUCUGAAAAUUCACACUCCCUAGGUAAUUCGGACCAAACAGAAGACGAAGACUUUCAAGACGACGAAGAUGCAUUAUCAGAAUCAGAAGCGUCAGAAAGCGAAAUCGCCGAUAGUGAAAAACUGGGCCUCAUACGUGAGGCUCAAGAAUAUGCUCAAAUGGAUGCUUCUGCCAAAUCCGCAACCGCACCAAAAGAGGAAGAAGAAGAAGAAGCAGAAAUUGAUGCCGACUCAGAAGAUCUCAAGCACAAAAUACCACACAGCAAACGACCCUCACCUACUCCCCCUACCUUUCUCUCGGAUAUCGACCAAUUUUAUCAGUUCAACGAAGACUUUCGUGACCAGGGCUCUAACAAUUCCAACCGCAUUUUGAAAAAUUGGGGACCACAGUUAACAAAAAUGAGACCUAAGGGCCUUUUAAAUCAUGGCGUUACUUGCUACACAAACGCCGCGGUCCAAGCCUUGAUUCAUGUGCCCGCCAUCCAACACUAUCUAUUUGACAUCCUCCGCGGCCAAUACAAAUCCACCAUAAAACCACAGUCCGUUUCUUACGUUCUUGCAGAAACCACCAAGAAAAUGUGGUCAUCGGAAUCAUCAAACGCCCAGUAUAUCAAUCCAAAAAAACUGAUUGGUAGACUGGACGAUAUCAACUGCAUGAUGAGCGAAUGGCAGCAAGAAGAUUCUCACGAAUAUUUCAUGUCGUUGAUGUCUAGGCUUCAAGAAGAUGGCGUUCCUCGCGGUCACAAGUUGACAGAAAGUAUAAUACACGAUAUUUUUGGCGGAUUACUGCGGCAAGAAGUGACGUGUAAAAGCUGCGGACAAGUAUCUAAGACAGAACAACCAAUUUAUGACCUUUCGUUACAUUUGAAAGGCAAAAAGCAAACGGAAUCUACAGAUAAUGCGAAAAUUGCACAAGCCUCGAACGAAGAACAACCCCAACGUCGUUUUUCGAUAGAGAAAUCCAUUAGAGAUUUUUUCAAUUCUGAAUUAAUCAAGGCCGAUAAAGCAACUAAGGAGGGAUACUUUUGUGAGAAAUGUCGGAAGACUACCAAUGCGACCAAGCACAAUUUUAUCUUAAGAGCACCAGAAACUCUCCUAGUUCACUUGAAAAAAUUCCGCUUUAACGGUACUUCGUCUUCAAAAAUGAAGCAAGCGGUAUCGUAUCCUAUGUUCUUGGAUUUGACCGAGUAUUGCGAAGAUGCACUGAAAGCCGUUCCUCUGAAAUACCAACUGAUAAGCGUUGUUGUUCAUGAAGGCCGUUCUCUGUCCUCAGGUCAUUAUAUCUCCCAUUGCAAGCAACCGGACGGUUCUUGGGUCACCUACGAUGAUGAGUAUAUCAACAAAAUCUCCGACAGGCAGGUUUUGAAAGAGCCGGGUGCUUACUACUUGGUAUACACCCGACUAACACAUAAAAGCGUGCCAUUGGCAUCUAACUCAGACGCCUCGUCGUCCAAAUUGGCUUCAACGUCGGGAAGCGAACCAAGCACUUGCGAUACCAGCGCAUUCAAGAAGAAAAAAAAGAACAAGGGCAAAAAUAAAGCCAAGAAACGGCGUCUGGGCAACUAA